AUGGAGUUCGCGCCCUACUUGGCGCUGCUGUGCUUGGCGCUGCCUGCGGCGGUGCUGGGCCUCAAGUCUGAGGCGGCGCUGGCGGUGUCGCCGGCGCUGCUGCUGCUGGCACCGCUGCAGCAGCUGCGGCUGCGGCGCUGGGAUGCGCGGCUGCUGGGGGCGGUGGACAGGGCCGCCUUGGGCGAUGCCUGCGACCAGCUGAGGGCGCCCUUGGGCUGGGGGGACGAUGGUCAGGUCUUCUCCGCCAACCUCAACGCAGCCAUGCAGGCCCUGAGCCUUCCGCCGGGGGAGCUGCUCAUGCCGCCCGCGCGGGGCCGGGGACCAUUAGCCUGGAAACGCCACCUUCUGUGCGCCAGCUGCGCUUUGGCGCCGCUGGCGCUGUGGCUGCUGAGGGACCAGCUGCCCGCAGCUGCGGAGGUGCCGUUGCUGGUGUUCUGCUCCUUGGUGGUGCUGGUUGCGGCUUGCCGACCGGGCAAGGAGCUGGGGCGCGCAGAUCUGGUGGACCGGCGCCUGGAGGCUCUCGAAGCAGCUUUCAACGCCUUGCUGGACACGCUACGCCCGCUUCUGCCCAGCGCUCGGCCUUCCCGGAGCUGCCAGGUGGUGAAAGGCCCGCCCGGGCGCUUCUCCGUCAGGAUGAUCACGGGGGAGAGGUGGACCCUGCGCGGCAGCUUGACGAUUCUCCAGGAGCAGUGCGGCCUCCUGGUGAGUUGCCCCCUUGGGGCCUUUCAGCUGGCGGCCGACGGCCUCGAAGGGGCCAUGCAGCUGGAGCUGGGCCAACGCGCCGCGGGGGACGCGGACGGGGCCACCGUGUCGCCUGGGCCGCGGCAGGCGAAUGGCUGGGCCGCGAGUUUGGGCAUGCGCUUCGCACGGGAGCCGUCGGAGAGAGCUCGAAGGGACGACGAUCUUGCCAGCGUCUCCACCGCCAGCACACUGACCCGGGCCAAGAGCCAGGUGGACGAGGCCUCCCUGAACCUGGUGUUGAACAUGAUCUCGGCGCUGAACCGCCGCGCCGCGGAGCCCUUGGAGGUCUUCUUUGCGGAUCGGGGCGCCCCGCUGGCGCCUCCGAAGGUCUCCUAUGACGAGCCCGCCAUCGUGCUGGCUUUGGCGGAGGACCAAUUGAGCUGCUUCGGCUCUGACCGCGGUGCUCCCGCGCGCCGGCGCCGGCGUUGCUGCCUGCAGAAAGGAAGUGCGGCUGUCAAGGAGCGCCUCGGAGUGGUGCGGGACCCCUGCGAGAUGUGCCAACUUUGCACGGAGGAGGACAGGGCGCUGAUGUGCGGCGGCUCGGUGAAGGUGAACAUCGAGUCCCCCUGCAGCUUCGCUGCCUCACAGGGCAGCAACAGUGAGGCAGCUGCUCGGAGAUGA
Messenger RNA from Effrenium voratum, 1362 nucleotides. The record is from the annotation of a GenBank genome assembly. Lineage: Eukaryota; Dinophyceae; Suessiales; Symbiodiniaceae.